Messenger RNA from Leucoraja erinaceus (little skate), 2404 nucleotides. RefSeq names its product E3 SUMO-protein ligase PIAS3-like. The transcript has 12 exons. The coding region runs from base 2 to 1981 and encodes 659 amino acids. NCBI's taxonomy places the organism in Eukaryota, Metazoa, Chordata, Chondrichthyes, Rajiformes, Rajidae. Gene Ontology annotation, biological process: regulation of transcription by RNA polymerase II; protein sumoylation. Gene Ontology annotation, molecular function: SUMO ligase activity; zinc ion binding; transcription coregulator activity. The record is from RefSeq and is a predicted model, not a curated record.
GAUGAGGGCGUUGCGUGAUGACGUGCGCGGGCGGGCCGGGCCGGACGGGAGGUCGCGGAGAUGUCCGGAGAUGGCGGAUGGCGCGCAGCUGAAGCACAUGGUGUUGUGCUUUAGAGUGUCGGAGCUGCAAGUGCUGCUGGGUUUCUCGGGACGCAACAAGAGCGGCCGCAAGCACGAGCUGUUGACCAAAGUGCUGUACAUGCUGAGGACGGGCUGCAGUCCCGGCGUGCAGAUGAAAAUCAAGGAGCUGUACAGGCGACGCUUCCCCCGCAAGAGCCACACCGCUGCCAUGGAGAUGCCGCUGCAGGCCGCGGCGGGGCUGCCCCCCUCCAGCGGGGCGGGCCUGUCCCUGGCCGGCCCGUCCCCCCAGCUGCACUACAGCGCCGCCUCCGCUCUGCUCUCGCCGCUGCUCGCCCCCCUCGGCCUGCUCGCCCCCAAGCGUGAGAUCGACCUGCAGCACCUCUCCCCGCCCGUGCACCCGGACGUCAAGAUGCGCAGGCUGCCCUUCUACGACAUCUACGACGAGCUGACCAAGCCGACAACGCUGGCCUCGAACACCGGGCAGCGUUUCGAGGAGGCUGUCGUCAUGUUUGCGUUAACGCCGCAGCAGGUGCAGCAGAUCUGCUCGUCCAGAGACCUGUUACUGGGAGCGAAAGGUGAUCACACCAUCCAGGUACAGCUACGGUUCUGCUUGUGUGAGACCAGCUGCCCGCAGGAAGAUUAUUUCCCUCCCAAUUUGUUCGUGAAAGUCAACAGGAAGCUCUGCCCUUUGCCGGUAAGUGCCCCCGAAAACAUCAUAUACGGAUGCAGGUUGAGGCGGGCUGGACGGGAGAAUGAUGAUGUAAACUCCACUGGGGCUGAUGGUUUUUUUUGUCUCUCUGCCUCUCUUCUAGUCAAGGAGAAGCUGACCGCCGACCCCGACAGUGAGAUCGCCACAACAAGUUUACGAGUGUCGCUUAUCUGCCCCCUGGGGAAGACGCGCCUCCACGUGCCGUGCCGAGCGCUGACCUGCACGCACCUGCAGUGCUUCGACGCCGCGCUCUACCUGCAGAUGAACGAGAAGAAGCCCACCUGGGUCUGCCCCGUGUGUGACAAGAAGGCACCCUACGACAGCCUGAUCAUCGACGGGCUCUUCAUGGAGAUCCUCAACCUGUGCACGCACUGCGACGAGAUCCUGUUCAAGGAGGACGGCUCCUGGAGCCCGAUGCAGCCCAAGAGGGUGAAGCAGGAGCCGCUGUGGUCCUCGUACAGCGGCGCUGACGCAGGCGGCGCUGCGGUCCAGGACCCGUUCUCCCGCAGGAGGUGCUGCGCCCAGCGCGGUAGUUCCACGGCCGAGGUGAUUGACCUCACGCUGGACAGCUCCUCGGACGAGGAGGAGCCCCCCGUCAAGAGGCACUGCCACGUGGUGACGUCCACGCACCUGGCCUCCGUCAACAAGCAGUUCCUCAGCCUCCACCAGCUGCCUCCGGCCCACCAGAGCCCGGCAUCCACCGCCGUCUCCACCGACUACCUGCCCUCGCUCUCCAUCCCGGAGUAUCAGCUCUCCUAUCACAUGCCUCCGCUGCCCUCAGACUUCCAAGGUUUGGACUUAUUUUCCUUCCUUCAAGUGGACAACCAGAACCAGCGCUCGGUGAUCAGCAGCAGCUCGGAUGAGCUGGACCCCAUGCACGCUUCGCUCAGCCACUUCUUCCCCUUCACCUCAUCGCCCCAGUACCUGGAGCCCUUGCUGAGCCCAGCCCGCACCAUGCACGGGAGCGCAGGACGGGAGCAGCAGCAGCAGUGGCGCUGGCGGUGGUGGCGGUGGAGGCGGCAUCAUCUCCGGCAGCAUCGCCCGCGACAACGGCCCCGCCACUCACACCGAGACCGGAGCUACAGCGGCCAACAUACUCGAUGUCAUCUCCUUAGACUAAUGGGACUGUCCAACAGAGAGCAGACACGCACGCUCACACACACACGCGCACACACGCACACACACACAUAAGCACACACAUAUACGCUCACACACACGCACACACACAUACACACACGCACACGCACACACACAUACACGCUCACACACACACUCAUACACACACACACGCACACACACACAUACACACGCACGCGCACACGCACGCACACACAUACACGCUCACGCACACUCAUACACACAAACACACACACACACGCUCACACUCAUACACACACACACACACGCACGCACAUGCACGCAAACUCACGCACACAAACUCCCACUCCCACGCAAACACACAUACACACGUAUGCGCACACACUCACUCGCGCACUCACACACACGCACGCAUACACGUACGCACACACAUACACUCACACACGCACACGCACACACACAUACACUCAGACACGCACACAUACACACAGACACACACACACACGCUCACACAUA